GAAUUGAAUUAUGUGGGUUGAUUGAUUGUUCAGCUGUUUUAUUUCUGGGUUGGAGUUGGUGAUUCAUCUCGUUCUUGUAGUAAAUCUAGAAAUUGAGAAGGCAGUUCGAGUAGGUUUUAUAGUAAUAACCUAUAGAAUAUGCGUAUAACAAAACCCUUCAUUUAUUAUUGUUCUUAAAACUUCAUGAUUAAUAAAAAAUUCACUGGCCUUAACUUAGUGGAAGACGAUGAAGUAUAAGAAUAUUGUUUAAUUACUAAGUAUAAAAAUAAAAAAAUAAAAAAAAAUCUUAUUUAACUAAUUUUGUUAUUUUUAUGUCCCAUGUGCCAAUUGGGAGGGAAUUUGAUGUAUGCAUCAGAACAAAGGUUUCAAAAGGGUUAAGGUUGAGACUUUGAAAAAUCGAAGUCAAGAGAGGGGAGAAAUAAGAAGAAUGUCUCAAGUUUUCUUCGUUUUGAUGGUCAGGCACAAGACAAUAUUAUAUUCCGUAAUUAGGUGAAAAACUACAAACAAUAGGUUGAUAUACUGUGCUGGAGGACUGGGUAUUACAGGACUACAGGUGUGGAUAGGGCUGUGCAUUGCAUUAUAGGCUAAAAUUGGAGUUCAGAACUAAUGCAUAGAGUAUAGCUCUUGUUAAAUUAUAACCCUGGAAUUUGAUUCUUUGGUAUUUUAUUCAGAUGUCUUAAAACCGAGGUUAUACAUAUAUACGAAGUAUUAGUUUUUGACUUUUAGGAGCUUACUGCAACCUUUUUUUCCUCAUCCAAGCCUACAAGGCAAAUAAGUAAGUGCAGUAUUAAAAGGAAUUCCAUAAGGUAGUGUUUGGAUAGGAGCAUUCAUUUCAAAUGAUGAAUUUCAAUUCCAUUGAUUUCAAAUUCUGACAUUCAAUUCCAAAUAAGCUGUUUGGGAAAAUCAAGAAUUAUAAAUCCGUCAUUUCACAUCCCCUAAGUUGUUUGAGAAGAUGUAAUUUUGAUUUGAAAAUCAAAAAUCCCUAAUUAUUUCCAUGCAAUAAUUAUGAAAACUAAAUCAAGAAUUGUAAGUCACUUAAACAUAACAUACAAAUAAAAAAUUGAUAUUUAAUGCCUGAUAUGAUGAAGAGGGUGAUCAGAAGAACUGGACUCAUUUUCACCUAAAAAUAUCCGAAAGCAAUGGACCUUGGAAUUUAAUUGCAAAAAUUCAAUUAAUCUCAAGAAUUUAAUUGCAUAGUAAUGGAACCUAAAACGAAUAAGAAUGUAUUAAUUCCACAACGGACUAAGUAUUUGAUUAAUUAAGAAUGUAGAACAGAAAAUUAAAUUGUUAACAUUAGAAUUUCGGGGAAAACUUAAACCCUAACUAUUCAAUCACUGCCUUCAUCCUCAAUCUGUCAUGACGCGGACGGAGGUUGCUCGGCGGAGGCAAAGAGGCUAUGCGGUGAGGAGGUUGUGAGAAAGAUACAGGUUGAUGAAGUUAAAGACAGAGAACAAGGACGAACAGGAGAGCACAAAUCCAAUUUUGGGGGAAAAAUCAAACCCUAAAAGAAUCGAAGUUUGGGGGAAAUACAUAACCUAAGAUCUGUCAAGCAAGGAGUUGAACUAUAAUGCAAUCAAAUCCAUGUAUGAGUGGGUGCCGAAGAGUUAGUGAAAGAAGAAGAAGUUGUAAUGGGCGAGGCAGAAGAGAGAAGUAGGUAGAACCUGAGAGAGAUGAACCUCUGCAAGAAUUGGAUUUGAAAUGACUUCAUUUGAGAAAGGAUUUGAAAUUCUAUCGGUUGGACGUGUUUCCUAAUGGUUGUUGGCCGUGAAAUCAUCGUUGUUGAUGACGAAGAUCCUGAUGAUGCUGUAAUUGUUUGUGAGAAAGUUGCCUACAAUAGCAAAGGGAAGAAACCUAUGGUUAAUUAUCCUGCUGGACAUGAGGUGAUUACCAUUGAUGGAGCUCCUUCCCCACUAGCAAAUGGAUUUGUCAAAGGGAAAUGUAGCCCUCACUUGCCUUCCAUUGAUGAUGGGUUUGAUGGAUGUGAUAUUGUUGUAUACGAUGAUGGUCAGUAUGACAUGCUGCAAUCUCAUUUUAAUAGUGUAAAAAUCCCAUCUGGAGUAGAAGCAAUGAUGCCAACUUCUGUUGCAAGUGAGAAACAUGCAGGACCUGCAAGCAGCUCUUUUUUACAUGGCACACAAAAGUAUUCUAAUGUCAGUAGUUCUAAGGUGGAUCCCUUCAAAUCAGCAAGUUCCGUUGAGCCAUAUCAAAUUAAAACCUCUGUAUCCAAAUAUGCUCGUAAUAAAUCAAAACGUUCUUCCUUCAGCCUUCCAACUUCUCAGAUCCAUGGCCAAACCAGUGGAGUUAUUCAACCAAUUCCUCAGUGGCCAAUACAACAUCCUCAUACCCACAUCAAGCCAUCUCCUAUGAGUUUACUGUAUAUGCCCUAUUCUGGUGGAAGUACAUAUUCCCAGGGGACACAGUAUUCUUUCCAUGGAAGUCAAAAUCUUUUUGGCACUAGCAGUAACUUACCUAGCGGAAUUGUCCGCAGCAAAGCCAACAAUUUAAGACUUGAGGAUGGCAUCUGUGCAGACAUUUUGCCACCCUCCACUGAUGGGCAAGGAAAUUCUAGCGAAGCUUCUAUUUUGAAGAAGCUGGAACUCUUUAAGAAAUUUGACACUUUAGAAGAUCAUCUGGGUCAUUUAUAUGGAAUGACAAAAGAAUCUUCGAGGCCGUCCAAAGGCUGGGUAAACAAAAUUGCGGAUGAGUGGAGGAUUCUGGAAAAAGAUUUGCCAGAUACAAUAUUUGUUAGGGUUUAUGAGGCAAGGAUGGAUCUAUUGAAGGCUGUAAUGGUGGCAGCUGAUGGUACACCUUAUCAUGAUGGCCUCUUCUUCUUUGAUGUUCAGUUCCCUGCCUCCUAUCCAACUAAGCCACCGUCUGUGAAAUACCAUGCGCACGGCCUUCGGAUAAAUCCAAAUUUAUACAAUUGUGGUAAAGUAUGCCUAAGUCUUCUGGGCACUUGGAGCGGUGCAGGAGAUGAGAACUGGCGUCCUCUCAAGUCAACUAUGCUACAAGUCCUUGUCUCAAUACAAGGGCUUAUCUUAAAUGCUGACCCGUACUAUAAUGAACCCGGCUUUGCAAGAUCUAGAAAUACCCCACAGGGCGCAAAAAAAUCCAGGGAUUACAGUGAAAAUGUAUUUCUUCUAUCACUGAAAACGAUGCUUUACACAAUGAGGAACCCACCAAAGCAUUUUGAAGACUUAGUUUAUGGACAUUUCCACAAGCGCGGUCAUGAUAUACUGGCAGCAUGUAGAGCAUACCUGGAUGAUGGUGUUGAAGUUGGAAGGUUUGUAAAAGGCAAACCCCUUCCUGCUGCUGCUGCCGCUGCUGCUGUACAGGGUAAGAGAAAAACUUGCUCUCCGUUGCUCAAGGUGAAUUUGCCUAGUUACAUCAAAUCACUCGUCGAGGCUUUUACCAAAAUCGGUGUCAAGGACUGCAACAAAUUUUUAAUAACCAACUCAAGGUAGACACUAGACAGUCGACUCUCUGAAAGAGCAAAUGCAAUCCCCUUAUAUUCGAUCAGAAACUUGGGGAUUAUUUUUGGUAUAGUAUUCUCACUAAUGCUGACUAAUAUAGGCUUAGUUAAUGCUGAUUAAUGUCGAUUAUAUAUAGAGACUAGAGACUACAUCUUACUAAUCAAAAUCUUUCUUCUUUUCGGUCAGAGCUUAGUUUACAAAUAUUUAGUCAGUGGUUUGCUGUCUAUCAUCAAAAUGUAAGCACAAUUUUCAAAAUCGUUAAUAUGUGAUGUUAUUCGACUACAAUUUUUUUUCUGA
This is a messenger RNA of Spinacia oleracea (spinach), 3770 nucleotides long. Its product is annotated as probable ubiquitin-conjugating enzyme E2 25. Gene Ontology annotation, molecular function: ubiquitin conjugating enzyme activity. NCBI's taxonomy places the organism in Eukaryota, Viridiplantae, Streptophyta, Magnoliopsida, Caryophyllales, Amaranthaceae. The transcript is spliced from 7 exons. The record is from RefSeq and is a predicted model, not a curated record. The coding region runs from base 1752 to 3464 and encodes 570 amino acids.